This is a messenger RNA of Phyllostomus discolor (pale spear-nosed bat), 2922 nucleotides long. RefSeq names its product neuropeptide FF receptor 2 (gene NPFFR2). The record is from RefSeq and is a predicted model, not a curated record. Lineage: Eukaryota; Metazoa; Chordata; Mammalia; Chiroptera; Phyllostomidae. Gene Ontology annotation, biological process: G protein-coupled receptor signaling pathway; regulation of adenylate cyclase activity; regulation of MAPK cascade. Gene Ontology annotation, molecular function: peptide binding; opioid receptor binding; neuropeptide receptor activity. Gene Ontology annotation, cellular component: membrane.
CUUGUAUUCAAACUACUGAAGAGAUUCUCUUACUAGUUCUGACAUUUGGCCCCUUCAGUGUCUUGGAUUAUAUAUGUAGAUAAUUGUAUAAAUUAAUUUUAGAUUCUGCUGAAAGCUAAAGUGGUUAUACUACAGUGGCUUAGAAAAUGAAAAGAUGUAAUUUCAACAAAGAGCUUGGAGGGAGGCAGCUAGGACUGGUGUGUAGUGGCUCAGUGGUUCCAUUGGGGUUGAGACUUUUUCUAACUUUUUGUUUGCUUACUUCUUUCAUCCUCUUUAAUAUGAGUACCAUCAGACAUAAAGUCAGCAUUUAAGUCAGGAAGAAGGUGGAAGGACAAAAGGAAAACAAUCUAGCUGGGGCUUCUUGGACCCCCACCUCUCUUCCCUAACCUGAAGGAGUUAUACUUACACAUAGUCUUCAUAAGACCUGUUGUAGCCUCCAUAAAGUCACUUUCUGUGUUGUGAUGCACUUCUUGCCUUGUUGCAGGCACCUCACUUCCCCAACAACACCUAAAAACAGCUGUCUCCAAGUCCAGAUUACCCAUGGUCCAUAUGGAUUAAAUAUCUCCCCCAGGUUAGGGCAACUCUGACACUCAGCCUCACCUUAUGAAAAAAGGAGACCUAAGAGGAAGGUCCAUCAUGAGUGAGAAAUGGGACUCAAACUCUUCAGGAAACUGGCAUCAUACUUUAAGUGUCAAUGACACCAGACAUUAUCUCUAUUCAGAUAUCAAUAUUACCUAUGUGAACUACUACCUUCAUCGUGCUCAAGUAGCAGCGAUCUUCAUUAUUUCCUACUUUCUGAUAUUCUUCCUGUGCAUGGUGGGAAAUACAGUGGUAUGCUUUAUUGUAAUGAGGAAUAAACAUAUGCACACAGUCACUAAUCUCUUCAUCUUGAACCUGGCAAUAAGUGAUUUAUUAGUUGGCAUAUUCUGUAUGCCUAUUACGCUUCUGGACAACAUUAUAGCAGGGUGGCCAUUUGGAAACGCAAUGUGCAAAAUCAGUGGUUUGGUUCAGGGCAUAUCAGUUGCAGCUUCAGUCUUUACUUUGGUUGCAAUAGCAGUGGAUAGGUUCCGGUGUGUUGUCUACCCUUUUAAACCAAAGCUCACUAUCAAGACAGCGUUGGUCAUUAUUGUGAUCAUCUGGGUCCUGGCCAUUGCCAUUAUGUCUCCAUCUGCAAUAAUGUUACAUGUACAAGAAGAAACAUAUUACCGGGUGAGGCUCAAUUCCCUGAAUAAAACCAUGCCUGUCUACUGGUGCCUGGAAGACUGGCCACAUAAGGAAAUGAGAAAGAUCUACACCACGGUGCUGUUUGCUAACAUCUACCUGGCUCCCCUGUUCCUCAUUGUCAUCAUGUAUGGAAGGAUUGGAAUUUCACUCUUCAAGAUGACAGUGCCUCACACAGGCAAGCAGAACCGGGAGCAGUGGCACAUGGUGUCCAAGAAGAAGCAGAAGGUUGUUAAGAUGCUCCUGAUAGUGGCCCUGCUCUUUAUUCUCUCCUGGCUGCCCUUGUGGACUCUGAUGAUGCUCUCAGACUAUGCUGAACUGUCUGCAAAUGAACUGCAGGUCAUCAACAUCUAUAUCUACCCGUUUGCACACUGGCUGGCCUUUUUUAAUAGCAGCAUCAACCCCAUCAUUUAUGGGUUCUUCAAUGAGAAUUUUCGCCGUGGUUUUGAAGAUGCUUUUCAUCUCCAGUUCUGCCAAAAAAGAGCACAGCCCAAGGAAGCCUAUGCCCUCAGGGCUAAAAACAAUGUGGUCAUAAAUACAUCUCAUCAAUUAACUCAUGAACCUACAAAUCAAAACCCACAUGAGGAAAAUUUACUUAGAAAAAGUGCUGAAAAGCCCAAACAGGAAUUGAUGGAAGAAUUAGGAGGAGCUACCCAGUGAGAUUUAAUAAAGAGCAAAUGUGAUUUUUCAGCUCUACUGUGUUAUAUAUUGAAAUACUGUUGCUCUCUAUGGCUUUGUACUUCAAUUGUUUCUGAGAAUGUUCCAAAGAAAAUAUGCAUGGAAAGCCCUCUCUGAAAACAAGUAAACAAAAUGGUAGUAUGUUCAUAACCAAUCUUAUGAUACACAAAAUAUGUGAAGUGACUAAUACAUGAGUUUUCCUGGAUAAAUCCAUUUUCUAGGAACAUACUUCAAAGCCUGACCUUUUUCAGCUUAACCCUUUCUGUAUGAGAUAGGCAUGUGUAUUAUGUCCAUUGCUGCAUGCACACCAAGUCUCCACUUGGUGAUAAAGAGGUAGUUCUCUGCAUGAGAGCACAUUUUGUCAGUUCUUCCUUUGCUUUUGUAUUUGAGGUUACAGACUAAAAAUUAAUGAUCUGAACUUUUAAAAUAUCUUUCUUAGAAAUAAGAACUAUAAUAGCAAGUAAAGGGACAUUAUAUUUGUUUGUAUUAUAGGUUGAUUUUGUUUCAUUUGAAAGAGUAAAGUUGGUAAAAUCAUAAAAUUGUUUCAUAGGAGUUAUUGUUUUUUUAAUAUUUUUAUAAAUGAAGUUUAUGCUCUAGCUGAGCCCAUGUUUCUUAUAAAGGUGAUUCAGGAUCCAAUUUAAUUCCCCUGUUAAUAGAAUCUCUCACAUAAAAAAGCAAAUCUUUCAAUAAUGGAGAAGUUGGCAGAAGAAUGGCAGCUCUCUUUUCAAGUGUUUAAGCAGAAAUGCUCAACAAUCAUCCUAAGACUCCCAUAAAGUCUGUACAGAGCUAAACCAAUUAUUCCAGAUUCCCUACUGAGCACAACAUUUAAAUCCAGCACUCCUACUGGUUUAGUAAAUGAGCACUACUAUUAUAAAGAGAAUUGCAACCCCUUGGAUUCUCCUGUGUUACAAUUGCAUUGAUCAUAGUCAUAAAUGCGAGCUUUUAGGGUGACAUAAGCCCCUAAAAACUGGGAAUUAUAAAAUAACAAAUACUCUGGCAAAUAAAAAUAAAUGUCUGGUCUUG